This is a messenger RNA of Lodderomyces orthopsilosis Co 90-125, 741 nucleotides long. It is a transcript of the gene SBA1, whose product is annotated as Hsp90 cochaperone. Gene Ontology annotation, cellular component: nucleus; cytosol. The record is from RefSeq and is a predicted model, not a curated record. Lineage: Eukaryota; Fungi; Ascomycota; Pichiomycetes; Serinales; Debaryomycetaceae. Gene Ontology annotation, molecular function: Hsp90 protein binding; protein-folding chaperone binding. Bases 1 to 741 code for a protein of 246 amino acids. Gene Ontology annotation, biological process: chaperone-mediated protein complex assembly; protein folding. The transcript has a single exon.
AUGUCUACCAAAACACUCACUCCAACCGUUUUAUGGGCUCAACGUUCAAGUGAUUCAGAAGCUGACAAGAACAUCAUUCUUUUAACUGUUGAAAUCACUGAUCCAAAAGAUUUACACAUUGACUUGAAACCAACCCACCUUACUGUUAAGGCCGAUUCGUCUACUUAUGAAGAUACUCACUAUGACUUAAAGAUUGAUUUCUAUGAUGAAAUAGAUCCAGAAAAAUCUAAAAUCAAUACUGAAAAUGGUGCCCAUUUAUUCUUUGUAUUAUCAAAAAAGAAAUUACAAGAAGAAUACUGGCCAAGAUUAACCAAAGAGAAAUUGAAGUAUCACUAUAUCAAGACUGAUUUUGAUAAAUGGGUAGAUGAAGAUGAACAAGAUGAAGCUAAAGAAGAUGAUGCCAAUUUGAUGGGUGGAAUGGGAGGUAUGCCCGGAAUGGGAGGAAUGCCCGGAAUGGGAGGCGCCGGAGGUCCAGGUGGAAUGGACUUCUCUCAACUUUUAGGUGGUAUGGGUGGAGGAGCUGGUGGAACUCCAGAUUUGAGUGCUUUAGCUAGUCAAUUGGGUCAAGCAGGUGGUGCGGGUGGUUUAGGCGGUCCAGGUGGAAUUGAUUUCAGCUCAUUAGCGUCAGAUGUAGGUAAAGAUAGCGAAGAAGGAGGGGUACAGCUGAGUGAAGUAGAAGUUGACGCUGCAAGCGACGGAAAUGAAAAGGAGGUUGAAGAAAAUGUUAAGGAAGUUGAUUAG